UUUCUUCCAUGACGAUGGGCUCUAGUCAUUCUGAUCUUCCGGGAGACCAGGUUGUCCUGAAGAAGUGACAGUCACCUCUCUGUUUCUCAAGAACUCUGCUCUGAAGAUAACCCCUUCUCCUCCCACCUCUUUCAAUUCUCUGUCUUCAGACAGAUUUCAAGCUCAGAGGAGUCCCAUAAACUCUAGUGGAGUGCAUUUCUCAGACACUAGAAAUUUCUGACUGCUUCAUCCCUGCCUCUUGAUCCAAUAUCGCAGCAUUUCCAGGAAAGCCAUGGCCUCAGCUACAUUUAUCAAGAAGUUGAGGGUGGAAGCUACCUGCCCCAUCUGCCUGAAGCUGAUGACUGAGCCUGUGAGCAUUGACUGUGGGCACAGCUACUGCUGUGUAUGCAUAAAGGUUCUUACUCAGAAUCAAAGCUCUGAAACAUCAUCUCCGGGAACAUUUAAUUGUCCCAAGUGUCGGAAACCUUUUCAAAGUGGUAGUCUCCGGCCCAACAAGCAGCUGAAAGGUAUUAUCGAAAUCUUUAAGGAAAUGAAUCAGAACAUGUGUAAUGAACACGGAGAGCAGUUCCAUCUGUUCUGUGAAAAUGAUGGUCAGCUCAUCUGCUGGUGCUGUGAGCGGUCACCACAGCACAAAGGACACGGCACUGCUCCUGUUGAAGUUGCAUGCCAAGUUUACAGGGAAAAGCUCCAGAGAGCAGUCACAAAACUGAAAAGCACAGAAUCUAAAUAUAUGCAGCUGAAGCUAGAUACAACUCGGAAAAUAAGUAGUUGGGAGGAGAAAAUAAAGCAUGAGAAAGAAAGAAUCAAUUCUGAAUUUAAACAACUUCACAGUUUCAUGCACCUGGCAGAGGAGUAUUAUAUGCAUAGUCUAGAGAAAGAAAAAGAACAGAAGCUCAUCAGACUGAAGAACAAUGUAGCCCAUCUGGACAACAAAGUAGAAGAACUCAAGAACAACAUCCUGGAACUGGACAAGAAAUGUCAGGACUCAGCGCAGACUUUGCUGCAGGGUAUAAAAGACACCCUGAGCAGGGUCUCAGCUAUCAAUCUAGAAACACCAGAGGAUGUUUCUUUGGAACUGCAUACUGUGCGCAGUGUCUCUGAGCUUCACUUAAGUGUGAGAAAAAUUUUUAAGCGCCACCAAGUCAAUGUGUCUUCAGAUCCAGAUACUAUUAAUCAAAAGAUAUUCAUUGGUGAUCCUGUCCGCCCCUGCAACAUCCUCCAGCACCACACCCAGUCUGCAACCUGUCCCAGACCACAACGCACUGAAGAUAGAAGUUAUUCACAGACACAUGCAGAGAACCAAAUCAAACACCUGGAAGUUAAACAACUCAAUGUUGAACAACGAGUGGGUCAGGAAGGAAGUCAAGGAAGAAAUGAAAAAAUAUCUGGAAACCAAUGAGAAUGAAGACACGAGCUACCCGAACCUUCAGGACGCAGCUAAAGCUGUGAUAAGGGGAAAAUUUAUAGAUCUGCAAGCAUUCAUCAGGAAGAAAGAAAGGGCCCACAUAAAUAACAUAACUUCACAGCUCAAGAUCUUAGGAAAGAACCAGCAAAAGGAGCCCAAACAAGGCAGAAGGAAAGAAAGAACAAUAGCGGAAAUUAAUGACACGGAAACACACACACAAAAAAAAAACCAAUCCGAAAGAUCAAUGAAACCAAGAGCUGGUUCUUUGAGAAAAUUAACAAGAUUGAUAAACCACUAGCAAGACUCACAAAGAAAGAGAGAGAGAGAGAACCCUAAUAAGCCGAAUCAGAAAUGAAAGUGGGGACAUCACAACAGAAAGCAAAAAAAUGCAAAAGAUCAUCAGAGUCUACUUUGAAAGUCUGUGUGCCAGGAAACAAGAGAACCUAGAAGAAAUUGGAUAAAUUCCUGGAUUCCUAUAAUCUCUCAAAUUUGAACCAAGAAGAUAUAUUCAGGAAUACCUGAAUAUAUCUAUAAAUAGCAAAAAAAUUGAAACUGUAAUAAAAAGUAUUCCCCAAAACAAAAGCCCAGGUCCAGUUGGAUUCACUAGCAAAUUUUUACAAACAUUUAAAAAGGACCUAUUGCAAGUUCUUCUCAAGCUUUUCCAGGAAAUUGAAGAAACAGAAACUCUUUGAUGCAGUUUCUAAGAGGCACAUAUAUCCUUAAUACCAAAAGAAACCAAAAGAAACAAAGACACCACAAAAAGAGAAAACUACAGAAAGAUAUUCCUGAUGAACACGGAUGCAAAGAUCCUUAACAAAAUAUUAGCAAAUAGAAUCCAACAACUCAUCAAACAGUUCGUAAAACAUGACCAAGUGGAAUUCACCCCAGGGAUGCAAAGAUGGUUUAAUAUUCGGAAAUCAAUCAACAUAAUACAUCAUAUCAAGAAAAGAAAAGAUAAAACCAUUUGAUCAUAUCAAUAGAUGUAGAAAAAGCAUUUGACAAGAUUCAGCCCAGUUUAUGAUGAAAUCUCUCACCAAAAUGGGUUGUGAAGGUUCUUUCCUCAAUAUAGUCACAGCCAUCUACCAUAAACAUACCACAAGUAUUAUCCUCAAUGGGGAAAAACGAAGAGACUUCCCUCUAAGAUCAGGGACAAGACAAGGAUGCCCACUCUCACCACCUCUGUUAAAUAUAGUACUAGAAGUACUAGCAAUAGCGAUUAGGCAAUAAAAAUAUAUUAAGGGUAUCAGAUAGAAAAGGAAGAAAUCAAGCGCUCACUAUUCGCAGAUGAUAUGACAUUAUGACCCUUAAAGCCUCUACCUAGAAACUCCUAGAAACAACAGACUUUCAUAGUAAAGUCACAGGCUAUAAAAUCAAUAUACAAAAGUUCAUGGCUUUCUUAUAUGCAAACAAUGAGAGAGAGAUGAAUGUGAUAUGAAAAAAGCAAUUUCGUUUACAAUUAUGCCUCAGAAAAUCAAGUAACUCGAGAUCUGCUUAACUAAAAAUGUAAAGGACCUGUACAAAGAAAACUACAAAAUGCUACUUCAUGAAAUAAAAGAGGACACAAGAAAAUGGAAACAUAUCCCCUGCUCAUAGAUUGGGAAGAAUUAACAUUGCCAAAAUGGCAGUAGGCCCCAAAGCAUUAUGUAGAUUCAAUGAGAUCCCUAUAAGGAUACCCAUGAAAUUCUUCAAAUAAAUGGAUGUAACACUCCUGAAGUUCAUAUGGAACAACAAAUCCCCAUGAAUAACUAAAGCAAUUCUUGGGAAAAAGAAGAUGGGAGGUAUCACCUUCACCAACCUCAAAAUCUACUACAAAGUGGUAAUAAUUAAAACAACAUGGUACUGGAACAAAGGCAGAGUCGCAGACCAAUGAAACAGGGUUGAAUAUCCUUACACACACCCUCAAAUAUAUGAUCAUAUAAUCUUUGAUAAUGGAGCAAGAAAUGUGAAGUGGAACAUGGAAAACCUCUUUAACAAAUGGUGCUGGCAAAACUGGACAGCUACAUGCAAAAAAACUGGGCUAAAACUCUAUAUAACACCGUACACAAAAGUCAGAUAAAAAUGGAUUAAAGACCACAACAUCAGACAAGAUUCCAUCAGGUACACUGAAGACAAGGUUGGCAAAA
Messenger RNA from Sorex fumeus (smoky shrew), 3528 nucleotides. RefSeq names its product E3 ubiquitin-protein ligase TRIM38-like. The record is from RefSeq and is a predicted model, not a curated record. Gene Ontology annotation, molecular function: zinc ion binding. The coding region runs from base 272 to 1399 and encodes 375 amino acids. Lineage: Eukaryota; Metazoa; Chordata; Mammalia; Eulipotyphla; Soricidae. The transcript is spliced from 7 exons.